UUUGGAAUUUCAGUCUGAGUCGAUCGAUCAGCUGACUUGUGUCUACUCUCGACUAGUUUCUAGAGGAAAGCUCUUCAAGAUGUCUGGGAAUAUUUGUGAAAAUGAUGCCGGCUUGCACGACUCUCACGAACAACGUCCUCUUAUAAAAGAAGAAAGGAAAAAGAAAGAAGAUUUUCUUGUCGCUCCGAAAGUGCCUGGUCUUAUAUCUGCCCGUCAUAUGCUUGCAUUCCUGGGGUUCUUGGGAUUCAUCAAUGUCUAUGCUAUGAGAGUAAACCUCAGUGUUGCCUUAGCAGACAUGGUGAACAGUACGACUGAAUUCAACAGCACCCAGAUCAGCUGCCCAGUCAAUGACUCGCUACCAGCAAACUCAACAAAGAAGGAAGGAGAGUUUAAUUGGGAUUCAAACACAAAAGAGCAGAUCCUUGCUUCUUUCUUCUAUGGCUACAUCCUGACCCAGAUACCCGGGGGUUUCUUGGCCGAUCUGAUGGGGGCCAAGUGGCUCUUCGGGUCGGGAGUGCUCUGUACGGCCGUGUUUACUCUCCUGACCCCUGUUGCUGCCAGGGCUGGUCUGGCUUGGCUCAUCGUUGUCAGGGUCAUUGCAGGCAUAGGAGAGGGUGUCACAUUCCCAGCCAUGAAUGCUAUGUGGGCUCACUGGGCUCCGCCUGUUGAGAGGAGUCGUCUUCUGACAUUCACAUAUGCAGGUUCGCAUUUUGGUACAGUUUUAGCAUUGCCGAUCUCUGGCGUUCUUUGUAAAUCCGAAUUCCUUGGUGGCUGGCCAUCAGUCUUCUAUGUCUUUGGUGUCUUUGGAGUUGUAUGGUUUAUUUUCUGGAUUGCACUAGUGCAUGAUACACCGGAUAAACACCCUCGAAUCUCACCCGAAGAACGCUUCUUCCUUCAGAAAGCAAUCAAGCCCAAAGAUAAGAACUUGAAGGUGCCAUGGCUCCAGAUGUUGACAUCAGUGAGACUAUUAGCAAUCAGCUUAUCCCAUUUUUCAAACAAUUUUGGUUUCUACACAUUGCUGACCAAUCUACCUUCCUACUUGAAAUUUGGACUUGGCUUCGAUAUAUCACAAAGUGGAUUUUUAGCUGCUGUGCCUUAUUUAGUUAUGUGGAUCAUGAUCAAUGCUGGGGGUCAGGUAGCAGACUUCCUUCGUGGACGCUAUAUACUAUCGACAACUAAUACAAGGAAACUAUUGAAUACUCUAGGUCUUGUAUUACCAGCCCUGUUCCUAGUAGUUACCGGGUACAUUGGCUGCAACCAUGUUUUGGCUGUGGCGUUCCUAACCCUGGCCGUGGGAACAGGGGGGUUGGCUAUGUCCGGCUUCAAUGUCAAUCAUCUGGACAUCGCACCGGCCUAUGGGGGUGUUCUCAUGGGCAUUACCAACACCAUCGGGACCAUCCCAGGAAUUCUAGGCCCUUCUCUGGUCGGGCUCUACGUCACCAAUGAGUACGACAUCUCUCAAUGGCAGAUUGCAUUCUGGGUCUGUUUUGGUGUUUACAUGUUUGGCGCCAUCACCUACCUCUUCAUGGGCACCGGCGAGCUUCAACCCUGGGCCGACCCAGAGCUCCAGACCAAGCCCGACCGACCUCCCGGUGGUGAUAAAGACACCGAUGGCCUUCCAUACUGCCAGUACGACAAAUGUAAUAGUAUUAACAGUGGAUUAUCACACACUGGGAACAGUGGUGUAGUGAUGUCUUAAUCAUACAGUAAUGAUAAUCAUGUCAGUUUUUUAUUAAAUGAUGGUGCAAUAUUAAAUGUGAUUGUAAGACAAAAAUCCCUCCAAAUAAUAAGACAUAUUCCAAAAGCAGUGGAUAGAAUACUUGAAUACACUCUAUGAUAAGUACUUGUAUUAUAUGAUGGAUUUGGAAUGGAAGCAACUUACUGUAAACCGGUAAUUUUCGUGCGAUUU
Lytechinus variegatus (green sea urchin) is the source of this 1909-nucleotide messenger RNA. RefSeq names its product sialin-like (gene slc17a5). Gene Ontology annotation, biological process: transmembrane transport; monoatomic anion transport. Gene Ontology annotation, molecular function: transmembrane transporter activity. The record is from RefSeq and is a predicted model, not a curated record. Bases 80 to 1699 code for a protein of 539 amino acids. NCBI's taxonomy places the organism in Eukaryota, Metazoa, Echinodermata, Echinoidea, Temnopleuroida, Toxopneustidae. The transcript is spliced from 10 exons.